Zalophus californianus (California sea lion) is the source of this 583-nucleotide messenger RNA. Its product is annotated as atherin-like. The transcript has 2 exons. Bases 1 to 555 code for a protein of 184 amino acids. Lineage: Eukaryota; Metazoa; Chordata; Mammalia; Carnivora; Otariidae. The record is from RefSeq and is a predicted model, not a curated record.
AUGGAUUAUUAUCUGUGCAUGCAGGUGUUGUUGAAGAGACCAAUUUGUGAACAAUGGCCCUUCCCACGUUGUCCAAACAUAAAGAUUGCUCCGCAGCUGUUAUUUGCAGAACCUGUCACCGUUCGCCGCGCUGCCGCUGAGCCAGCCAGCUGUCCCGGAGCGCGCUGCGCGGGGCACCGCCCACCGCUGACAGCGCCGCCCGCCUCCCCCCGCCCCCGCCCCCCGCGUGCGCCGCUGCCCACCGGCCGCGCCACGUGCCCCAGGGGCCCAGCUCCGAGCCGAAACCCGCGGCCGUCGCCCUUUUCCUGGGUGCUGGCCGAGUUGCCAAAUCUCGGUCGGGAUCCUCCCUUCCCGCUCCGUAUUCGUCCGGGCACGAAAGCAGAAUCGAGGGGUAUUCGUCCGGGCACGAAAGCAGAAUCGAGGGGUGUUCGUCCGGGCACGAAAGCAGAAUCGAGGGGUAUUCGUCCGGACACGAAAGCAAAAUCGAGGAACGGAGUUGCUUGGACAAUUCACAUAGAGUGGAUGGUGAGCUACCCAAGAAGCAGUAUUUCAUAAUAGCUUUCAGCCCUGAACUUCCAACAAU